This is a messenger RNA of Nakaseomyces glabratus, 651 nucleotides long. It is a transcript of the gene PHS1, whose product is annotated as enoyl-CoA hydratase PHS1. Gene Ontology annotation, molecular function: 3-hydroxyacyl-CoA dehydratase activity. The record is from RefSeq and is a predicted model, not a curated record. Gene Ontology annotation, biological process: sphingolipid biosynthetic process; very long-chain fatty acid biosynthetic process; fatty acid elongation. Lineage: Eukaryota; Fungi; Ascomycota; Saccharomycetes; Saccharomycetales; Saccharomycetaceae. Gene Ontology annotation, cellular component: endoplasmic reticulum membrane.
AUGUCAAAGGACAGAAGACCAGUAUUUUCAUAUUUGCCUCUGUACAACCUAGCCUCAGCGAUUGGCUGGGGUUAUAUUUUGUACCUGGUAUUGUUGCAGUACCCAAAGCUUGGACAACCUAGGUUCUAUCAAGAUACUAAGGAUAUUGUUACUUAUAUACAAUGUGGUGCUAUAAUUGAAAUUUUGAACUCCUUAUUUGGUAUUGUUAGAUCACCUCUUUUAACAACCGCAGCUCAAGUCCUGUCUAGACUAGUUGUAGUAUUGGGCAUAUUCCAGUAUUUGCCAGAAGCAAGAAAUGCACAUGGGAUUGUUUAUAUUACUCUACUUUUGUCAUGGUCGAUAACCGAGAUCAUCAGAUACAUGUUUUAUUUCUUUACCUUGAUUGGCUCUAGAGGUGCUCCAACGUUUUUGGUUUACUUGAGAUAUAACUUGUUCCUUGUUCUGUACCCUACUGGUGUGGCUAGUGAACUACUUAUAAUUUACUCUGCCUUACCUGUCGCAGAAGCCAAGUAUUCUCUAUUGUGGAAAAGAUUUUUGAUUGGAGUAAUGUUAACUUACCUACCCGGUCUACCAAUGCUGUUCCUGCAUAUGCUGGCUCAAAGGAGAAAGAUAAUGAAACAAUUGGCUAACAAGACCCAGAAGCAAGCUUAA